Messenger RNA from Betta splendens (Siamese fighting fish), 6651 nucleotides. RefSeq names its product protogenin homolog a (Gallus gallus) (gene prtga). Gene Ontology annotation, biological process: axon guidance; cell-cell adhesion. The transcript has 19 exons. Gene Ontology annotation, molecular function: protein binding. The coding region runs from base 143 to 3688 and encodes 1181 amino acids. Gene Ontology annotation, cellular component: plasma membrane; axon. The record is from RefSeq and is a predicted model, not a curated record. Lineage: Eukaryota; Metazoa; Chordata; Actinopteri; Anabantiformes; Osphronemidae.
GAGGAGGUCCGUCCCAUCCCGGAGGAGGGGGGGGGGGGCGUCCUCCAGCAGCUCCACGCCGGCCCCGGUGGUCAGUAGCAGCUGGGUUCAUGUGGAGGAAACACUGGAGAGAGUAGCUAGCAUGCCCGCACCGCUGGUGUAAAUGGAGCCGGUCCAGAGGAAGCGAAACCAGCGUGUGCUGCUCUGUCUGCUGCUUCUGCCCGUCUCAGGUGUUUUUUGCUUUAGCGAGUUGCUCUUCGUCAAGGAGCCCCGUGAUGUCACCGUCAUGCGAAAGGAAGCGGUCAUUUUGGACUGCCAGGCACGCGGAGAGGCGCCCAUCGACGUCCGGUGGCUGAAGAAUGGAGCGAGAGUGGUGGCGAGCGAGCGCGUGUACCUGCUCGCCAACGGCUCCCUUUAUAUUUCGGAGGUGGAGAGCGGAAGAGGAGACAAAUCAGACGAGGGGCUCUACCAGUGCCUUGCUCAGAACAAGUAUGGAGCCAUCCUGAGCCAGAAGGCACGUCUAACAAUCGCAAGUAUUUCUGCUUUUGCAAUCCAGCCAACGUCCAUUGUGGCGACCGAAGGCUCAGUCGCGAGAUUUUCCUGCAAAAUCACGGCCCACCCUCCUCCCAUCAUCACUUGGGAGUUCAAUCGGGUCACGUUACCCCUCACCACUGAAAGAAUCACCGUCCUGCCCAGCGGCGUUCUCCAGAUCCACGGUGUGCAGCGGGCCGACGCCGGGAGCUACCGCUGCAUCGCCACCAACAUCGCCAGCCGCCGCCGGAGCACGGAGGCCGCGCUCACCGUCGCCGCAGCUCCCAGCCCUGCGCUUCCCCAGAGGCCGCGCAUCAUCGCCGGGCCUCAGAACGUGUCGGCGUCGCUGCAUCAGAGCGCCGUCCUGGAGUGCGUGGCCACGGGCAGACCGCGGCCCAUCGUCUCCUGGAGCCGCGCCGACGGCAGGUCCAUCGACGUCUACCACACCAGAGUGUUGGGGAACGGCAAUCUGAUCAUCACAGACAUCAAGCCCCAGCACGGCGGCGUCUACAUGUGCCGAGCCACCACUCCGGGCACGCGCAACUACACCGUGGCCUCGGCCAACGUCACGGUCCUGGCGCCGCCCUCCUUCGUGGAGUGGCCGGAGAGCGUGACCCGUCCACGCGCCGGCACCGCCCGCUUCGUGUGCGAGGCCGAAGGCGUCCCCACGCCUCGGAUCACGUGGCUGAAGAACGGAGAGAGGGUGCACUCCAACGGUCGGAUCAAGAUGUACCACAGCAAACUGGUGAUCAACCAGAUCAUCCCCGAGGACGACGCCGUGUACCAGUGCCAGGCGGAGAACGAGCAGGGCGCGGUGCUCUCCAUGGCCAGGCUCAUCGUGGUGAUGUCAGAGGACCGGCCCAGCGUGCCCCGGGACGUCCGGGCCGACACGGUGUCGAGCUCGGCCAUCCUCCUGGCCUGGGAGAGGCCCCUGUACAACUCAGAUAAAGUCAUUGCUUACUCGGUGCACUACAUGAAGGCUGAAGGCUUAAACAACGAGGAAUACCAAGUUGUCAUUGGAAACGACACAACCCGCUACAUUAUUGACGACCUGGAGCCGGCGUGCAACUACACCUUCUACGUGGUGGCCUACAUGCCCAUGGGAGCCAGCCGCAUGUCGGACCACGUGUUCCAGAGCACGCUGGAGGACGUUCCCCUCCGCGCCCCGGAGCUCAGCCUCACCAGCCGCAGCCCCACCGACAUCCAGGUGUCGUGGCAGCCUCUCUCAGACAAGCUGAGCCGCGGCCGGGUCUCGGCCUACCGCCUCUCCUACCGCACCAGCGCCGAGACCGCGGCCUCGCAGGUGGACCUGCCCGGAGAGAGGACCCUGCACCUCCUGGACCACCUGCAGCCCGACACCGUCUACCUGCUGCGCAUCGCUGCUGCCACCGGCGUGGGCUGGGGGGAGCCGUCGGCCUGGACGUCGCACCGCACCCCGAAGGCCUCCGGCGCCCAAGUUCCUCUGGCUCCCGAGCUGAGUUUGGAGCCUUUGAACUGCACCACUAUUCUGGCGCGGUGGCAGCUGGCAGGCAGAAACUCGGCCGGCGUGCGAGGCUACAAGCUCUUCUACCACGAGGAGAGCCAGCCCGAGGCCGCCCCGCUUCAGCUCCGGGCCUCGGUCCACGCACACACCAUCGGAGGGCUCGACCCCAGGAAGAAGUACCACGUCACAAUUCUGGCUUUUAACUUCAUUGGUGACGGCUACCAGGCAGACCGGACCAUCAGCACCCCUGGAUGUGUCUCCGUCCGGGAUCGCCUGGUGCCUCCUCCACCUCCUCCACACAACGUGUACGCGGAGACCAACAGUUCAACUGCUGUGUUUCUGCGCUGGGGCAAACCAGCGUUCACCUCCAGCCACGCCGUCAACUACACCAUGCGCUGCAACCCCGUGGGGCUGCAGAACGCCUCGCUGGUGCUCUACCUGCAGACGAGUGAGCAGAGCCUCCUGGUGAGAGAUCUGGAGCCCAAUACCAAGUAUGAAUUUGCUAUUCGCCUUCACAUCGAUCAGCUGUCCAGCCCCUGGAGCCCUGUGGUCUAUCAGACCACCUUCCCUGAAGCUCCUACACUGCCCCCCUCCAACGUGAAGGUAACUCUGAUUGAAGAUGACACGGCACUGGUUUCAUGGAAGCCCCCAGAGGAACCCGACGUGGCCGUGACACAUUACACCAUCCUGUACGCGUCCAGAAAGGCCUGGGUGGCCGGGGAAUGGCAGGUGCUGCAGAGAGAGGGCAGCGUUACCAUGGCUCUGCUGGAGAACCUGAAGCCUGGUCAGGUGUAUUUGGUGAAGAUCUCCGCUUCCAAUGACAUGGGCGAUGGACCAUUCUCCCAAAUGGCAGAGCUGACAGUACGAGCUGAUCUCUCCUCCGCUCACGACCCGCGGCUCUCGCGUGACUCCGCACACGCCACAGCUUUUUCCAAUGGCUUCUACCAUCUGGACCAGAAGUCAAUGACGGGCAUCACUGUGGGGGUCUGCAUCGCUCUCAUCUGCAUCAUCAUCUGCGCCCUCAUCAUCGUCUGCAGAGGCAAAAGCAGGAAAACAUCAGCCGUUAAAGCGUGCAGAGGAAGAGAGAGCACAUCUGCCGCUGCUGCCUCACAUCUAGAUGCUGAGAGACAAGCGGAGAGCGCUGAAGUCACCAUGCAGCUGAUGAGCGAGGACCAUUUCAUUGAUGCCAAGGGUGGAACAAACCUGAUCAUCAAUUCUCUUGGCCCAGUUCAGCCCAAUAGUGACAGGAGGAAGAGAUGGCUUCCCUUCAGCAAUCAUGUGAAAACAGGCAAUAAAGACGUUCAGAACAUGAGGCCGGCCCUGAGCUUGCAGCCGGGCUCCACGGUGCUGGCCUAUGAGGAGGAGCGGUCCGUCUCUCCAGACCAGCCCGUCACCCUGCAGGACCUCCUGAGGCGUGGGCACGGCGACUCCGAGGGCUCCUCCAACAGCGAGGGGAGCCACUCAACGGGCGACUCGGGCCGCUACUCCCACGACGAGACGGCGCUGACCAACCUGUCAUCGGGGCCCAGCAGCCGCCCACCGUCCCUGAGCGCGGAGGAGAGCGGCGAGUCGGACGGCGGCGCGUCUGAGAAGCCGAGUGAGAUGCUGGAGGAGGAUCAGACGGCUGUGAAGCCCGCCGGGUCAGUGAGGACGGCUGCCGUCGUCACGGCGACAUCAGCUGAGCUCUCCCUUUGACUGCGUUUGUGUGUGUGUGUGUGUGUGUGUGUGUGUGUGUGUGUGUGUGUGUGUGUGUGUGUGUGUGUGUGGGAAGACAGUGGUGUAUUCACAGCAAAGGGUCUUGAAUUGAGAAAUAAUAACAGUAAUAGGUACAAUCAAUACCCUGUGAAAGUUCCCAAGUGACUUGCUUCAACGCCUCUUUGUGCUGUAAACACACCACAUGCCUGGAUGGUGUUUGUAAGUGGGAGAGAAAGAUGUAAAGGAGCAAAACGAGAGACUUUUUUUUUUACCUGUCUGUUUUGAAUUUCCUCUUUUUUGUGUUUGUACCUUUGUAAAACUCUCACCCACCGUGAAUGUUUAGAAAAAAGAUUGUCCAAAUGUGAAAAAGGUGAUAUUUCUGACAUUAUUUAAGAGUUUAUCACUGGAGCCUCUUUCACCUAUGAUCUACCUCCGUUUGCCUUCAGGUGAACCUUCCACUGUAUAUUUAAUUACUACUUGUACCUACGUUGUGUGUUGGGCUGCUUCACUUACUUCCUGACGACGUGUUGUCGAUGCUUUUGUUUGGAUGGCAGGGGCGCUGCAGCUUCCUGACUUCUCUAUUUAUCUUCUCAGACGUUGCUGAGGUACGGAACCAGUAUUAAUAAUGUGUUUUGUUCGUUGUGGCCAUUAUUGAGUAAUGGGUGCGGAUGAGCUGCCCUUGCUAUUCCAGUUUUAUACUACCUCGUUUAAGUUUAUGUUGUUGUGUUAUUGUUUCCACAAACUCAGGGAACAAGGUUCAGUACGUUUGACGCAUCAUGUCGUGUUACAUGGUGAAAUCACAGGGUAUCUUCUCAGUACUGAACAGCUGUUAUUGCCUAUGAAUGUAUCCUCAGACAUUGUGUGCCAGUAGCUCAGAUGUUUGUGCUGCCCUCUCCACAGACGGACCCCCCCCCCCUCGUUGUUUCUCCUCAGGUCCUGAACCGUCUGUUUUUCUUUAAGUUUUUUUUGCAACAGACUCUUUUGUUUGUUGACUUCUUCCUUUUUAGAUUCACACCAGAAGUGCUUGCAGUCGCAUGUCGGUUCAGAAAAGCUUUAUAAUUGGCCUUAAUACCCUCGGAUGCAGAGACCAGAACUGGAUCUCUCCGAGGGAGAAGCUUCACAUGAGUUUGCAACACAGGGAAAGCGAUUGUUGUAAAAGCAAUGAAGUGUUUGAGCAGAGAUGGAAGUGAAGAACUGAAUGAAAGUCUAUAUUUUUCUUAGAAGAUACGUACUACUGAGUAAGCAUUGUAGUUACUUUUCUUCAGAGUAGUUAUUUGCUUUGCUGUAGAGUAAAGAUUAGCACUUGUCUGCCAAGUAGUUUUAUAUUAUCGGCCAAUGUGCAGCGGUGACGGUGAUGCUAAAACCCAAAGAGUUGUUUGCUGCAUGAAUUUGUUUAAGCCUCUCAACUUAUCUCUGAGGAAAAGGAAAUAAUCAAAGCGCUAUUAGACCAAAGAUGAAACGUGGCCUUGGAGACGAGUUGAGUUGCUGCUCCUUAAGCGAAUCCUUGCAUAUUAGUGGCCUUGACCUGUAACAGGAGGCGUUUAGAGAGUUGUGGGCUGAAACUUGACAGAAGUGCCAGCAGGAUUCACUGACGAUGGAGCAACAACAAUCAUCAGGUAUAUGCACAUGAACCAAAUCGUCCUGUCGUAUCCUUUCCCGAGUUCCUCAAACUGUUGCAGACACAUCUGUACAUUGUAGAGAUUAAUACAGUAUAUUAUAUUGAAUAGUAUGUGUUAUGCAACAGUGCAGCCUUGUGUAAAUGUGCACCCACUGAUUUAUUUUUGCCUUGAGAUUAAUAAUUCUGUUGUUUUAAAAAGAGAUUGGAAACUGUAAGAAUAUAUUGUUUUAAACAGACUUUUUUGAAUUCAUCUAUUUUUGACACACAUUUUAUUUAAAUAAGGUUUUUACAUUGAUCACUGUAGUUUAAAUUUAAAGGCAAAUCUAAUUUCCAAAGGUCAGUGGGUGACCAAACGUUUCCACUUUGCUAUAUUUAAUCAGAGGAUUCUGCGGGGGAUUCAAUCAAAGGGAAUUUUUGGAAUGAGAAGUGACACAAUCAGAUUAACUAUUUUUUUGAAAAGCAAACAAUGUAAACCAGACUUUUUUUAUGAUGUCACCGUUGCAUAUUGGCAAAAAGUCAAUGUCAAAGCAUCCUAUCUUUGUGUGAAAUGUUAUUAUGCGAGUUUUCAUACUCAUUUUAUAACUAUAUAUGAGAAACUGAGUGGAAAACAUUUCCUUUUCUUAAAUGUCAUUUAUUACAACAAAGUUAAGUUUUCCUCCAUUUUACCUGUUUAAAGUUCAAAUAGAUUUUUGAUACAGAGUCAUUGUUUAUUCUGCUUUAGAAAAUUAAAACAUGUACAUUACCAUUUGAACUAGAAUCCUCAGGUGUUUGUUGUUGCAGGAGACAAACGGGUUCUGGUUGUGUCAUGCAGAUCAUCAGUGCUACCUCAUGUUGUAUUUUUUAUAUGCUUGAUACACCUGGCUUGUUAAGGUCAACCCAAGAUGUUGUCCUGUCUUUCACCCCAUGAAUGUUAUGUUUUCCCAGCAUGUGAAUUUUACAGUUAAAACCUAAUUUUGUUGAGUGUGUGAACCCAACUGCUCUUCUCCCUUUUGCGUUAAAUAAUGUGUGGCGGAGCGCUGCGGGUCAUUUACAGUCAAACUCAGGGGGACCCACAGCUGCUUCACCUUAAAGACAAAGAUUGAAUGUAUUUUUUUGUAAUUAUGUUCUGAUAUUUUCUGUUAAUAUUUUGUUAUAUUUGUCUGUUUGUUUAUGUCUGUCAAAAAUCUUUAGUUAGGAAAGUCUAAUUUGAAAAUGUCUGAUUUUCAGUUUAAAUAAAAUACAAAAGUUACAAACAUUUGCAUCUGUUUUUACAAAACACUGCACGUAAGGAAUUACUUAUUAUUUUGUUUUGUCAUCAACACUUGAGUGUGUAGUUGUUUAAGAUCUAGAAAUUUCAUGCAAUGAG